Seriola dumerili (greater amberjack) is the source of this 2603-nucleotide messenger RNA. RefSeq names its product solute carrier family 2 member 4 (gene slc2a4). Gene Ontology annotation, biological process: monosaccharide transmembrane transport. The coding region runs from base 198 to 1721 and encodes 507 amino acids. Gene Ontology annotation, cellular component: membrane. The transcript is spliced from 11 exons. Gene Ontology annotation, molecular function: hexose transmembrane transporter activity. The record is from RefSeq and is a predicted model, not a curated record. NCBI's taxonomy places the organism in Eukaryota, Metazoa, Chordata, Actinopteri, Carangiformes, Carangidae.
CCCGCAGGACAGGACGCACCAGGUUGACAAGUGUGGGCUUCCCUUUUGGAUUUUACUUUUCCACGCGUUUCUGGCGAUAAAGGGCUCUAGGUUAAAGUCGGGGGUUGUUGUCCUGCUGGCGGAGUUUCACGUGUCUCCAUUUGGCACCAGACGCGUCUGUCUCCGACCGCUACUUGGUGUCUGGAGCUGCUGAAGUCAUGCCGGCCGGGUUUCAUCAACUCGGAGGGGAGACAGUGACAGGAACCCUCGCUCUCUCAGUCUUCACUGCUGUGCUGGGAUCUCUGGAGUUUGGAUACAACAUCGGCGUCAUCAAUUCACCUCAGAAGAUCAUUGAGGAGGACUAUAACGCUACAUGGGUGCACCGGUAUGGAGAGCCCAUCCCCACAGGGACCCUCACCUCCCUCUGGUCCCUGUCUGUGGCCAUCUUCCCCAUUGGGGGCAUGCUCUCUUCCUUCUGCGUGGGUUUCGUCUCUGAGUGGUUGGGCAGGAGGAAAGCCAUGCUCAUAAACAAUCUGCUGGCCUUCAUUGGUGGAAGUAUGAUGGGUUUGUCCAAGCUCUGUCGCUCCUUUGAAAUGAUGAUCUUCGGACGUUUUAUCAUUGGUGCCUUCUGUGGGUUGGCGUCAGGCUUGACACCAAUGUAUGUGGGUGAAAUUGCUCCCACGAGUCUGAGAGGGGCUCUGGGCACGCUGCACCAACUGGCCAUAGUCACUGGCAUUCUCAUUGCACAGAUUCUCAGUCUGGAGUCGUUAAUGGGCAGUGAGGACUUGUGGCCUGUCCUGAUGGGUUUAACCGUCGUACCAACUGUACUUCAGAUGGCACUUCUUCCCUUCUGCCCCGAGAGCCCCCGAUUCCUCUACAUCGUCCGCUGCCAGGAGCACCACGCCAAGAGCGGCCUGAGGAGGUUAACGGGCAGGCAGGAGGUGGGCGACAUGCUGGCAGAGAUGAAGGAGGAGAAGAGGAGAAUGGACAUGGAGAGGAAGGUGUCCAUCCUGGAGCUCUUUCGCUCUCCACUCUACCGCCAGCCCACCAUCAUCUCCAUCCUGCUGCAGCUCUCCCAGCAGCUGUCUGGGAUCAACGCAAUUUUCUACUACUCCACUGAUAUCUUCAGAAAAGCAGGAGUGCAGAGUGCGGACUAUGCCACCAUAGGAGCUGGUUUGGUAAACUGUGCCUUCACUGUGGUCUCACUCUUCCUAGUAGAGAGGAUGGGUCGACGGACACUCCACAUGCUAGGACUGGGAGGAAUGUGCGUCUGUGCCAUCAUCAUGACGAUUGCUCUUGUUUUACUGGACAGUGUUCCUUCGAUGAGCUACGUCAGCAUGCUGUCAAUCUUUGGGUUUGUUGCCUUCUUCGAGGUGGGUCCAGGUCCCAUCCCCUGGUUCUUUGUAGCCGAGUUGUUCUCUCAGGGUCCGAGGCCGGCUGCAAUGGCUGUGGCCGGCUUUUCCAACUGGACUGCCAACUUCAUCAUCGGCAUGUGUUUCCCAUAUGUUAAUAAACUUUGUGGGGCAUACAGCUUCCUGAUCUUCGCAGCACUCCUCCUCUUCUUCAUCAUCUUCACAUUCUUCCGAGUGCCAGAGACACGGGGAAAGACCUUCGACCAGAUUGCAGCAAACUUCCACGAGCACUCGGCGGGAGGAAUGAUGGAUAUGGGCAUGGACAUGGACAUGGACAUGGACAAGCCCAGCACUGAGCUGGAUUACUUGGGGGAAGAAAGUAUCAAUUGAAAAGUCCCUGCUUGAUGAGAGAUUGAACUGAGAACAGCCUGGGAUGAACUGUGUAUAUGGGCCUGAUGCCAAAAUCUUAUUGACAUGUAUAUUGAGGUCUAUUGUUAUAUUCAUAGAUUGUGGUGCCAAAGCAGUGUUAAAGGUGUGUGACAAUUUGGGUGUUUUGGACUUGUCCUAUGCUGGUGCCACUGCAAUCCAAGGUAAAUAGUUAAGAAUUCUGCCUUGACAGAGUCUGAAAACCUACAGAGUAAAAGCUGAAGAUGUAAUUUCAAGGAAUAUGAUGCACAUAAGGAGAAGGUGUCUGGACUGUUGAGGCAUUGACUGCCAGUGUGGUAGGAUUUUAUGCAAUGCACUCAGUUGCAAUAUUGUCAGAGGUGGAGAGAGGGGAGGAUUUCCUGCACUUUAUCUACAAAGACAUCCAAAGUUUUCAGAGCUAGGUUAAAAAAGCAGAAUAUACAGCCACAGCGUUGAGUAUACUUGCAUAUGUUGUACGAAAGCUGGGAACACACUGGAGUGUGUGAGACAUUGGUUUCAGAUUUCUGUCAUUAGUAAAAUUCAACUACAAGAUCAUGUUCUGAUUUAUAAAUGAGAUGUUAGUGGCUGUCAAUGGUUUGAAACUCAUCUGGAAGGAACAAGGUUUAAACCCUAAGUGUGCGGGAUUAUUUUAGUUGUGUGGCUUCUUUUGUAAAUGAAAAAAAAGGUUUGUGGAAAAGCAUUUUUAUAUUCCUUUAAGUAUCUGAAAAAUACAAUUUCAGUACCUAUAAGCUCAAGGUUUUGAACAUGACUAGACAAACUUCUGAUACACAGCCCUAACUCCAAUAUUAUGCCAACUGUCCAAUGUGACCCACUAAUUCCCCCUGACGAUCUUUUGGAUAAAAAAAA